Molecule: messenger RNA, 717 nt
Organism: Spinacia oleracea (spinach)
Lineage: Eukaryota; Viridiplantae; Streptophyta; Magnoliopsida; Caryophyllales; Amaranthaceae
Product: cysteine-rich and transmembrane domain-containing protein WIH2-like
Exons: 2
Coding region: 118-537 (139 amino acids)
Source: RefSeq, a predicted model, not a curated record
UAGUUAACUAUGGUCAUUUAUAAACUUAAUUAUAUUGUGUUCCUCUUUAAUCUCAAAAACUAAUUGUCUUCUCCUUCUCCAACAACAAAUUAAGGCUACUAAUUAAGCAGAGUUAAUAUGAGUUCUCGUGAUCACACCCCUCCUCCUCCUCCUCAUGAUGAUAACUCGGAGGACAACAUAUCAUAUCCACAACAACAAGGGUAUACGGGGCAAGUAUAUCCACCCCCGCAACAAGUAGUGUAUCCGGGGCAAGGAUAUGGAGGAUAUCCAACACCACAACAAGUACCGUAUUCGGGGCAAGGAUAUGGAUCAUACCACCCACCACAACAAGUACCGUAUCCGGGGCAAGGAUAUGGAGGAUACCCGACUCCACAGUAUACCCCUCAUCAACUUCAACUUCAACUUCAACUUCAACAUCAAUAUGUACAACCACCUCCUUUGCAUAAUCUACACAUAAGUGGUCGUGGUUUUAUGAAAAGAUGGCGUAGUUUUUGGUCGUGUUGUUGGUCUUGUUAUUCCCGUUGUAGCUGCUAUUAAUCGAUCAUGAAUGAAUACAACGAUCCAUAUCAUGAACUAUCAAAUUCUUUAUUGUAAGUAGUACUUAGUUAUUUGGUGAAAGUUCUCUCAUAUUUUGGUCAAACUUCUUUAGUAUUCAACUUGUUGUUUUGUAGAGAGUAUAUGUAUAUGUAUAUAAAAUAUAAAAUAUAAAAUUAUCAA